Messenger RNA from Talaromyces atroroseus, 1953 nucleotides. RefSeq lists its product as hypothetical. The coding region runs from base 1 to 1953 and encodes 650 amino acids. The transcript is spliced from 2 exons. The record is from RefSeq and is a predicted model, not a curated record. NCBI's taxonomy places the organism in Eukaryota, Fungi, Ascomycota, Eurotiomycetes, Eurotiales, Trichocomaceae.
AUGCCUCGCUCUGAGUCUGCCGAACAACUGCCUGCCCCUUCUCGACGAACCAUGGAGCGAGCGCCAGUCACUGUUUCGCCGUUCCGGUCUGUUCGACAAAUGAAAGAACCUUUCCAACUAAAGCUUCCUCAUUCACCGUCUUUUGAAAACAAUUCUGUCAAUACUAUACCCGGCAGGGAAUUUAAGGAAGGUAAAGGACAAUCAAGACGUCUUCAAUCACCAAUCGGUCUGCGACCCCUGCGUACGUGUAGGUCAGACCAGAACUUGGUUGCCGGUGCGCUGGAAACAUUUGGACUCCUCCCCAGCCCUACUCUGUCCGACUCUCGAGUCACAGCAAAGUUCAGCGCUCCAAGAAAGGAGUCUACGUUCCAGAAAUCCAAAGAAAUUCCUAUCACCAAAUGCCUCUGCUCUGCGCCGGAUCAAAGAUGUGAAACUUGUCUCCUCAAGGCGUACGAAUCUGCAGGAGAAGUGAACCCUUCCGUGGAUACAGAUGCAGAGUACAUUCAUUGUACGGAAGUACCUGAGGAACAUCCGAAGCAGACGAUUGCGCAAAGUUUUUCUUCUCAGGAGCUUCGAAAUCCAACGUCCACCCCACAAAUGCAGCAGCUCAAUGAGGUCAAAUCUCCACCGACAUCCUCAGCUAAGAAUCACAAACGGUCCAGAACAACCACGGUCUCCAGUGCGGCUAGUUGGGUUCCUGAAAACUUGACAUACUGCGAGGACUGGCUUCAAAGGGUUCCAUUGGAGACGCCGGAACGUCAAGAUGGAAGGUCUCGGGAGGCUAACCGACGAAAGUUUCAAAUAGUUCAGCAAACUGACGAUGCGCUAUCACUUAGCCGGUCUAGUCAUCAGAUGCGAAAGCCUGCUGAUCUAAACAUUGACACAAAUGCGGCGAAUAACCCGGUUAUGCUUGCUGUAGCUAGCAAGACAAAGCCUAAGCUCGUUGAUAUUUCUCGGCCUUCCUCAUCAGGCACCACAUUUUCUUUGCCCAUCAAUCCACCGCCGUCUUGGAGACGACCGACGACGCCAGACCGACGAAGUGUCAAUGAAAUAUCUGCUUUCAGCCCAGACACUCCUCAAGACAUCCCUGAUAGCGGUUAUGUCACGCAGCAAUCCAAUCGAUCAUCAGAUGAAAGCCAUGAAUUUCGAGACGAGGAAUUUGGAGACCCUGGAUUUGACAUGGCAGCAACAACAGCCUCGUCGGAGCCGCCGUGCAACAUAUCCUUUGUCACAAGUAUCUUCACUGAUCAGAAGCCUAAGCACCGGUAUUACAUGUCAACCUAUAACAGGACCAAACCAGUGUCGAACAGCAGAAGAGAUGAGCCUCCACGCACACCUCCACCUGUGUCGCCGAAGACUGUCGACCAGGAGACGUUGGCGAAGUGGUGGGAUUAUGAAUGGGCGCUUGACCAACUAGAGGAUUCGAUCAAGGAGUACCCCAAAAACGCGCUUCGUCUUACUUCGCCUGUCAUUAUUUUGAUUAGACAAAACCAUGAAAGAGCCCUAAUUCGACCGUUCAAGAAGAUAUUCUCAGACGCACACGAUAGCUUAAUUGGCUAUCUUUGUGCAGCUUUGAUUGCCAAAAACUAUCUUGUCUCGAUGGCAUCGUCAAAUCACCGACUCAGCCACUCAUUGAUGGCACCAUCUUAUUCCAUGACUCAAUUUCCGUUCAUUAGUAAUCAUAACAGCAUUUACAAUACCAACAGCAAUCUAUCGAAGCUGGACAGCGUUCCUGAAAAGGCAAGGGCGACGCUUGGGAUUGCAUUACCGACCAAUCCAGGCAACAGCAGAAUGAAUAUUCCUAGCCAGUCAAUGAAUGCUCGAAGCUUGGAGCUUCAAAAGGGUCUUGAUCGGAUAGUCGAUAAGUUACUAUUCACAAUCUGUGGACGACAAGAUGAGACCUUGAAAGCGGCUGUGACUGUGUUGACGCAGGUUCUCGAACCAAACGCUUGA